GCCCAUCGUCGUCUCGCUCGUGGGCGGCGCCAUCACAGUCUUCAAAACUGUGGGCGGCAGCUUCGCGGUCUUCAUGCUCGUGGGCUGCAGCGUCGUUGGUUUCAUCCUCGUGGCUGGCAGUUUCGUUGAGAUCAUGUUUGUCCAAGCCUGCGCAACUCCUGUGGCGUUCACCCUCGUGAACAUCAGCUUCGUGGCGUUCAAGUCCGAUGGCGACAAUUUCGUGGCAGUCACGCUCGUGGGCGGCAGCUUCGUGGUAUUCGAGCUCGUGGGCGGCAGCUUUGUGAUGAUCAUUCUCGUGGGCGGCAGCUUCGUACUGUGCCGCGCCCGUGCCGACAGUUUCGUGGUGUUCACGCUGGUGGGCAGCAGCCUCGCGGCGCUCAUACUCGCAGGCGGCAGUUUCGUGGCAUUCGAGCUCGCAGCGACGGACGACUUCGUGGUGUUUGCGCUCGUGGGCAUCAGCUUCGCGGUCCUCACGCCCGUGAGCGGCAGCUUCGCUGCGUUCCCGCUCGCGGGUGGCAGCUUCGGAUUGUUCGCGCUCGUGGGCAGCAGCUUCGGGGUGUUCACGUUCGUCACGCUCGUGGGGGACAGCUUCGCGGCGUUCACGCCCGUGGGCAGCAGCUUCGUGGUGUUCACGCUCGCGGGCUGCUGCGUCGUGGUGUUCACGUUCGAAGGCAUAAGCUUCUUGAUGUUUACGCUCGCGGUUGGCAGCGUCGCGGCCUCCACGCUCGUGGGCGGCAGCCUCGUAGCGUUCACGCCUGCGCCAGCGCACGUGGGCUACAGCUUCGUGGUCUCUACGCUCUUAGGCAGCAACUCCGUGGUGCUCACCCUCGUGAGCGGCAGUUCCGUGGUGUUCAAGCUC
This is a messenger RNA of Prorocentrum cordatum, 859 nucleotides long. The record is from the annotation of a GenBank genome assembly. Lineage: Eukaryota; Dinophyceae; Prorocentrales; Prorocentraceae.